GGUAACAUCGAAAAAUGUAAGUCAUUGGUCACAAACCAUAACACGACGCGCGCGCAUCGGUCGUCGCGCGGUUCAACUCGCGGAUCUUCGGAAUUCGGAAAAUCACGGAAAAGUGGAAGCCGACAGUAUGCGGACGCGAGUGUGCUUAUGAAAAUUGGAAACAGUGUUUUUUGAAAGAAACGGAAGAAUAAACAUAUUUUCUAAAUUUCAGUGGAUCGAAUGCUGCCGAUGAACCAUGGCGUUCAACACGACUCGAGAAGCCAAGUUGAUGGCGAGAAGAAGACUGAUCAUCGCCUUUUUUGCUGGAGUGCUGAGCAUCAUCAUAUCUGCGAUAUUGAUGUCCGUCAAUCCUGUCCAUAUCAUAGCUAAGUUUCAAACUCGCAUAGCCCCCAACUCCCUCCCAUACCACCUACUCCAGUCCGAGGUGGAAGGGGUCCACGUGAAGGCGUACCUCUUUAACGUGACCAACCCCGUGGAGUUCCUGAGCGGGAGGGACCGUAACAUGAAGAUGCAGGAGAUCGGUCCUUUUAGCUACAAAGAACUUCGCUCCAACGAUGAUUUAGAGCUGGACCUAGAAGAAGGUGUGGUGCGAUACACGCCCAACGUCAAUGUAGUGUUCGUUCCUGAAGAGUCUAUCGGACGCCCAGAGGACAUCAAUGUCACCAUACCUAACAUUGCUAUGCUGAGCAUGACGGCCAUGAUGUCCUCAUACCCAUUCUGGACGCGGCUCGGCUACAACGCCUUGCAGAAGCAGGUCAAAUCACGAGCGAUCAUAACUGUCCCGGCACACGAGUACUUAUGGGGGUACGACGAAGCCCUCAUCACGGUGGGUAACACGUUCAUGCCCGGAUGGAUACACUUCUCCAAGAUGGGGCUCAUGGACAGGUUAUACGACAAGACGGUCACAAACCGACUGGUAGUCGGUGCGACAGAUGCUGACAAGUUUGAGAUUAAGUCCAUGAACGGGAUCAGUGGACUAAAACCUUGGGGAUACGAGGAUAGUAAGACCAGAACAAAAUGCAACAGCUUCACCAACGCGUACGAGGGCGUGGCUUACCCAGAUGACAUGACCCCUGACAAGGAAAUCCGGAUCUUCCGGAACGUUCUAUGCCGGUUCCUGGAGCUGGACUACCAGGAGCAAAUCACCAUGGACUUCGGAGCUGAUGCGUUGGUGUACAAGAUUAGUAAUCGGACGUAUUCACCAGGGAAGGACAACGAGUGUCUCUGUGGAAAGGGGAUCUGCAUGGACGGGCUGUCGGAUCUCUCGCCGUGUUUUUAUGGUCUGCCUCUCGCCAUGUCCAAUGCGCACUUCCUGAGGGCGCCUCCUGAAAUGUACGAGCGGAUUGAGGGCCUUAAACCGGACGAGGCCAAGCAUGGAGGACGGUUUCUCAUUGAACCACAAAUCGGAGCCGUAAUAGAGACAGAGUUCGCAGUGCAGGUAAACAUCGUGAUGGGAGACGUCAGCUUCAACGAUGAGGCGAAAGCCAUGUCCGGCAUGGUUGUGCCCGUUGGAUACUUUAAAAUUAUACUCCCAGCUCUGCCUGAACACACCAAAGACCAGUUAAACCUGAUGUACAAAACCGGACCCGCGAUCUUCUUAGCCGUCGAGAUAUCAUUGUAUAUCCUCGGCACCCUUCUCAUCGCCUAUUCCUUCGUCCAAGUCUGUAGAACGUGGCUCUGCGCUGAUGAAAGGGCUAUUGAGUACCAGACCCCGAGUGAUUUGAAGAAGGCGACGAUACUGUGCGUUCCGUUGAUGGACUUUGAUUCUAAAAGCAAUAGUUUCAUGUGAUAGUUGAGGACGGAGCUGUGUCAUCAACAAGACAACCAAAUGUAAUGCGUCCAGAAAUCGAACAUCGAAAAUCGAUCCUCUCUAUCGCUCUUGCAUUAGGGCGAUAGAGAUACCGAAAUUUCGAUUUUCGUUGUUCGGAGUUAAGGCCUUUAGGAGGCAGGGAACCUUAUGGGUGAAAUACGUGAAAGUAAAGUUGAAGAAAAUUAUUAGUUUUUCGGCAACGCAUGUUUUUUUUGCCGCAAUUCAUAAAAAAUUGUGAGGUCUUUAUAAGGUAGUUGUACUGCCUCACUGCGCAUAAUCGCCGUAACUGCUAUAAGCAAGCAAAGCGGAGGCAAAUCUGACAUAUUUGGUGUACAGCAGAUUUGCAUAGGGCUGUAAUAGAUCUUGAGACUAUAUUUAUGUUUUUUACCAGGUGGGACUGAAACAGGAGCAAAUAUUUAAACAGGUAGAAAUCUUGAUAUUGCAUGUACUUAGUUCAAAAUUAACUGAAGAUUUUUUUUUCGUGUUACAUCAAGACCACACCAUGUUAGGCAUAGUAUACGUUGGUAGGUGCUAGCUGUAGCAUAGAACUAUAUCAUAGUCAUAAAGGUGCGUUUUAAUGUUUGUCAAGCAAGCCACAUAGGGACAGCAUGUGACUUUUUGCCAUACAGUCGAAGGCAAAAAUAUCGAUCCAGACAAAUGGCUCAAAAUAUGUAAACACGACUUUAUUGUAAGGUGUAAGAGCGUACACAUAUUUUUGAAACUUUGAGAAUGUAUAUAUAUUUAUGCCCUUGACUUGACUGUACAUGAUAACUGAUGUGGUAUCUAAAAGUUUUAUAAAUUGCGAAAUUUCGACAUGGAAUAAUAAAAUAAAUAGGUACAUUAUCUAUAAUAUUUUAGAAAUCUUUGGAUACUUUCCGCAAGUUACAUAUCUGUAAUAAAAACGCACUAAAAUAUUUAAAGGGUCUUUUUCAAAAAAUAUGUCUGCUGUCUAAUUGCCGCGACCCAUACAAAAUGUAUGGAAAGAGUUGUGGCAAUUAGACGCAACGGCAGACAUAUUCUCAGAGAAUGACCAUAAAAUGUAUCUAAUACAGGGUUACACCGUUUUGCUCAAGCAGUGAUACUUUCCACUAGAAUAAAUAAUAGUAUUUGUAAUUUUCGUAAAUUCGUAAAUUUAAUUUUAAUUUACAAGGGGAAAUGCGUUUUUUAAGGAUUUUAAGUAUUUAAUACUGAUCCAUUUAAGUUAUUUUAGGGUGUAGGUAUUCCUAUCUGUCCCCGCCCCACGUGAUCAAGGUGGGGAGAGAUGGGAAUACAAAUUAAGAAAUAAAUAUUACUGUGAUAUGUGGUGGCACGUAAAACAUAUUUAAAAUAUUUCUGUGUUCAUUAAUAGACUUUUACUACCUAUAGAUUACUAUCUAGAUAAAAUAUUAUAUUUGCCAUCAUCACAAAUAUUUAAUUCGUUUGCAGAUUGUGUUAUAAUAAAAUAACACAUUGUAUAAAUUUCGUAUAAUUGCCAAUUUCUUGCGAAAAUUUCUUUAUUAUACAGAUUAUAUUAUAUAUUUCUUUGUUUACCAUAUUUUAUCGAUUGUUGAACAAAUGUCCUGUUUUAAUUAAAUACGAAUUCGUAAAUAUUAUUUUAAAUACGUCCUCACACUCCAUGUAAAUAUUAUAAGUAUGUAGGGUUUUUUUGGGUUCGGAUUUAUAUAAAUUGCAUUUUAUACAAUUUUAAAAAUAAUAUGUUAACAAAUAAAAAAAGGAACAAUGGUACAAAAAUAUGCUUUUGUAAAUAAAUAAUUUAUAAUAUAAAAAUUACAUCUUUCCAUUACAAAACCUCAUCGGCGAUAAAUAAGUGUAAAUAUGGAGAUCAAUGGAGA
Cydia strobilella is the source of this 3642-nucleotide messenger RNA. RefSeq names its product scavenger receptor class B member 1-like. Gene Ontology annotation, cellular component: membrane; cytoplasm. Gene Ontology annotation, molecular function: scavenger receptor activity. The record is from RefSeq and is a predicted model, not a curated record. Bases 236 to 1789 code for a protein of 517 amino acids. NCBI's taxonomy places the organism in Eukaryota, Metazoa, Arthropoda, Insecta, Lepidoptera, Tortricidae. The transcript is spliced from 13 exons.